AUGAGUAGGUAUACAUCGUCCGAAGACUUAACAUCUUCAAAGUAUAUUCCUAAAUAUGCUCAGCAACAACUCCAAGAUAAGUUCUAUAGAAGUUCACAAGUUAAUCCGAACUUCAGUAGUAACAAUUUAAGUAACUUACAACAUAAUAAUUACAAUAAUAAUAAUAAUAAUGGUGGCAAUCGGUUCCCUCAAAUGGAAGGUCAUAGUCAUAAUGGAACACCAUUGAGCGCUCAUACACCAAAGUUUCCUCCUCAAAGCUUAUCUGGCUCACCAGAGACAACCAAUCCUUCAUCACCGCGUGGAAACAAUAACAAUAUUAAUAGUGGAUCUCAUUUCCAGUUCAAUUAUCCACUGUAUCCUCCCACGCCUCCGUUAUCCAGUGCGUCUACUCCUGAUUUACCCCUACUGGCCCUUCAAUUGAAUGAACAAUUGGAAUCGUUAUCCAAGGCCCAAAAGAGUAAAAACGGGCUACUUCAUCAUUAUGACCAUUCACGUUCUUCAUCAUUGGCUUCUUGGAGGUCAAAAUUGACUCGUAUUAUUCCUCCAAUAGAUAAAAAAAUUGUGUUCUUGUGUACCAAUUGGUACUUGUUUUCUAUUGUUUCAUCCAAUUCCACCAAGAUGAUUCUUUCCAACUAUAAAUACCCAAUUACUUUGACUCAAAUGCAAUUUCUUUUGAAUGGGAUCUUUUGUGUGUGUCUUUUGCAAGUCCUCUUCUUCAUCCCGCAAUCAGCUACUAGAAUCUUCCCUAAAGGAUCCAUCCCAAACUUCGAUCAAAUAGGCAACUUGCAACAGUUUUUCACUCCGACGAAAUUGAUUAUUUCAACCACUCUACCCAUGGGGAUGUUCCAAUUCAUAGGUCACAUUACUUCUCAUAAGGCAACCAGUAUAAUCCCCGUGUCUAUGGUUCAAAUCAUCAAGACUCUUUCUCCCAUAGUUACUAUUGCAAUCUAUCUGGUGCUUUACAAACGCAAGUUCCGCACUACCACAUAUAUUACUUUGGUGCCCUUAAUCAUAGGAAUUAUGAUUACUUGUUAUAAACCCAAAAAAGUCAUGCAACAAGAAGAUUCUUAUUUAAAGGGGUUAAUCUAUGCAUUCAUAUCAAUGCUUAUUUUUGUUAGUCAGAAUAUCUUUGCUAAGACAAGAUUAACGGUUGAUGCCAAUAAAAAUGGCACCAAGAUUGGUGAUAUCCCCAUGAAAUCUCAAGAUAUAACUCAGAAAAAAGUUGAUAAGUUAACCAUACUUUUCUAUUGUUCCAUGAUUGGAUUCAUCUUCACUUUCCCAGUGUAUUUAAUAAGUGAAUUGAAGAAUGAUAAAUUCAGUUUAUCUCAGGUGGAUAGUUACAUUACCCUGUUGGUUCUUGUGAAUGGAUUUAGUCAUUUCAUGCAAUCGCUAUUGGCAUUUCAAAUCUUGGGUUCUAUUUCUCCAAUCAAUUAUUCCAUUGCCAAUAUUCUUAAGAGAAUCUUUAUUAUCUUGGUGGCCUUUGUGGUGGAACUGAAAAACUUUUCUCGUUCCCAAACUUGGGGGUUGGUGAUAACCUUGAUUGGCUUAUAUAGCUAUGAUAGAUGGGGAGCGGUCCACUGA
This is a messenger RNA of Lizanozyma spartinae, 1581 nucleotides long. It is a transcript of the gene SLY41, whose product is annotated as Sly41p. The coding region runs from base 1 to 1581 and encodes 526 amino acids. Gene Ontology annotation, molecular function: antiporter activity; phosphoenolpyruvate transmembrane transporter activity. Gene Ontology annotation, cellular component: Golgi apparatus; endoplasmic reticulum. The record is from RefSeq and is a predicted model, not a curated record. The transcript has a single exon. NCBI's taxonomy places the organism in Eukaryota, Fungi, Ascomycota, Pichiomycetes, Serinales, Debaryomycetaceae. Gene Ontology annotation, biological process: phosphoenolpyruvate transmembrane import into Golgi lumen.